This is a messenger RNA of Mugil cephalus (flathead mullet), 3622 nucleotides long. RefSeq names its product mesoderm induction early response 1, family member 2 (gene mier2). Gene Ontology annotation, molecular function: transcription corepressor activity; histone deacetylase binding. Lineage: Eukaryota; Metazoa; Chordata; Actinopteri; Mugiliformes; Mugilidae. Gene Ontology annotation, cellular component: nucleoplasm. The transcript is spliced from 12 exons. The coding region runs from base 498 to 1949 and encodes 483 amino acids. The record is from RefSeq and is a predicted model, not a curated record. Gene Ontology annotation, biological process: negative regulation of transcription by RNA polymerase II.
GAUGAAUGCGCAACGAGAAUGAGCAUUCAUUUUUAAUUUUCCAUUCUUUCUUUCUUUGUUUAUGGUUAAAAAUAUUUAUUACAGCGAAAGCAAAAAACGAAGUGAUACCGAAACUGGUGUUUGAAGGAGCUUUUUUUAAAAAAGUUAUUUUAAAUUAUGACGAAAUUCUAAAAUGCGUAUUAAAGCGAAACACAAAUAGCAAAAAAAAAUGACUUGUGAAAAAGUCAAUGUGCACAGAAAGCUGCAGCACAGCCGCUGUUGCCGGAUCGUUGCGGCAAUAAACGGAGCUGUACAGAGUAGCAGACCUACAACAUCCGGGCAAUAGUCAGUCAGCUUGCGCAGAAACGGAAUGGCGGAGGUGGGUGUAAAGCAUCUGAACAUUAGCGCAGAGGUUGUGGCCUAGUGGACACUGGAUGACAAACAGCGAUGAAGGCCCGCAGCAGGAGGAGUGGAAGUCUUGACAGGACUUAGGAGGCGGAGGAGAAGCGCCCUGGCCCAUGAAGAUGGCAACGCAAUCCCAAACUGCCAGUGAGCUUCCCUUGGAGGAGCUGCUGGCUUUUUACGGCUACACAGUAUCAGAUCCAGAGAAGGACACCUGUCACAUGGCUGCCAGCCUGCCAGACAUGACACUGGACAAGGAUCAGAUAACUCAGGAUCUCUAUCCUGGGGAGGAGGAAGAAGAAUCAUCCGCUGAUGAUCUCACCCCCUCAGUCACCUCAAACACCUCAGAUCUGCUUCGCCGCCUCCAAGGUGGAGACAAAGACACAUUAGUCAGCUCAUCAGAUGAGGACUCUGAUGAUGCCUCUAUUCCCUCCAACGAAGAGCACAAGGAGAUCAUGAUUGGCUCCAUGUAUCAGGCAAAAAUCCCUCCAUUCAGCCCGUGCCCCUAUCAGGAGAGAGCCUACAGCAGUGAAGACCAGUUGCUCUGGAGGCCAGGGAUUCUCCCCGUGCAGGAGGUGGAGGAGUUCUUGCUAAAUGCUCACAGACCAUGUGGCCAUGAGGGGGCAGUAUGCACACAAGGGGCCACUGUUCAAGACAAUGAACAGGCACUGUAUGAAUUAGUGAAGUGCAACUUCAAUGCAGAAGAGGCACUGAGGCGAUUACAUUUCAAUGUGAAAGUGUUCACUGAAGAGCUGUGCUCCUGGAGUGAAGAGGAGUGUAGGAACUUUGAGCACGGAUAUCGAGUUUACGGGAAAAACUUCCACCUCAUUCAGGCUAAUAAGGUACGAACGCGCUCUGUGGGCGAGUGUGUGGAGUAUUACUACAUGUGGAAGAAGUCUGACCGACACAUGUACUUCACACAACAAGCCACCCGGCUGACCCGUAAGAAGUACAGCCUGCAAUCAGGGAGCAUGGAGGAUGGAGACCAGGAUGGGGAGGUUGGGGAGCUAGAGGGAAGUAACGGUUCCUCAGGGUUGUUGUCUCACAGCUCCGUGAGCUCUGGGCAGCUGGAGUCAACUUUACCUCCACAUUCGAGCACCGACCUGGAGAAGCAAGAUGGUGAGCUGCUGAUGGGGCUGUCAGAGCUGUGUGGUGAUGAAUGUCCUCAGCAGCUGUUUGGAUGUCCCUUCUCUCUCCCAUCCAUGGACGCCCUGCGGGAUCCUGGCUCAGACGGUUGUUGUCCCUCAGCUCCAGUACAGCUCCAGUCUCAGCCCUCUGCUCAGUGCUCCCCGUGGGCCUGCGGGAGCUCCCCAUCCCGCCAUGACGACCACAGCCUCCCGAACUCCUGUUUCUACCAACUUCACAUGCACGGUGGACCUUUUAUUUCUGAGGCCCCUGACUGUGGCGCAGUAGACGACGGGGCUGGCGCCCCUCUUAGGCUGCAGGUAGAAUUUAGCCUGCCAUCCGCCUCACCUUCCUCAUCUGCUGUCCUCCCGUCACACUUCCAGGCUUUUGGUAGCCUUCUGCACCCCUCCCCCGUCCAGCAUCCCUACUCUCUCACACAGUGAGGGGAAAAUCUAAACUGAGUGGUACUCUUUGUAAUUUGCCCUCCAUAGAGAUCUUUGAUUGGUGUUUAUUUUAUUCCAGGUUUAAAGAAAAAAAUGGAAAAGAAUUGACCUGUGCAGAGAAAAAAAAAAGAACUUAGUCCGCUGUGGGAUGAUGAGUGUAUUGAUCAGUACGUUCAGGCACUGAGUAAGUGUUUUUUAAUAGUUUUUGCAGCCCGUCUGAGGGCAGUUCUGUUGAUUGGUUACAGUGAUCACAUACCUGUGGAAGCACUGUGCAACUGAGGAGAGCUGCUGUCCGGUUUUCUUAAAACGGAUAAAUAAUUGACAGCAUUCUCCACUGUACCUUUGUUUUCUUAUCUGUCAGGAUGGAAAAGUUUGACUGCUGCUCAGAUAUUUCAAGGUUCUCACCACAAAAGCCAGUUGACACAUUUUCUUCAUAUCAGUCAGCGCUUUCGCUGCUGCGACCAUUUCGGUUCUGCACUCAUACCACAGUUUAUAUAAAUGUUGAUGGGGGGUCCUGCCUCAUCCACUUUGCCUGUUUGUAGAUUCAUUUUUUAAUCAAGGGUUUAGUUUGAAUAUGAAGACCUGGAACUGAAGAACAUUUUCUGAAUGUGGAACAGUGUAGGAGCACCGAUGCUUUUUCAGAUUUUUGUAUUUUUAUUUUGCUUCUGUGGAAGUCAUCCUUGACUUCUCCUGCAAAUUCAUAUAGAAAUCUCUAAAGGUGCAUUGCUUUGUUGUCAUUUUUGAUUACCAUUUUUACUGCGUUGAUUCAUCAGUAACAAGAAGAGGCUGUUUUACAUGCAAAAUAGGCUCCAGAGAAAUGCUAAGAAUGGUCACUGAAUGCAAACGUUUCUGGAGUUGUUAAAACUUGAUGAUCUCGUAGACCGUUAUCAGCACCUGAUCCUCUGAGAACAGGGACAGUCAGGCCUGAUGAUUGCGUUGGUUUAGCUUGUUGGUCUAAAGACAAUGACAGAUGUUGUGAUCCAAAGAUCCUCCUAACAUGGAAGUUCAGGCAGCCUCUGCUCUCCUUUGGAAGGUCCCUUCACUGAGUCGAGGCGUUCACAUCUGGUUUAGUUCUUUCUGCUUCUUUUAAAUUAUCGGAGACGCAUGGACUUGUUCCAGAAAGCGGGUAUACCUCAUAAGUUUGUUCAUCAACAUUGGAACAACAGAUCAUGACUGAAUGAAAAGGAGCUCUUUAAAAACCAGCAGCAAAGAAGCAACUGACAACCAAUGAGUCCAGAUAGUAGUGAACAUAGUUACAGUGGGAAUUCUUUGAGUGUAAGAAUGGGAGUACCAGUAAAUAUCAUUUGAUUAUUUAUAAUGUCAUAAGUGGUCUUUGGAUGAUCAUUAAAAUACUACUUUCCAUCCAUUUUCUUUGUAAAUCUUGAUUUAUGGUCUAAAAAUUGACAUGUUCCACAGAGAGAAAGGAUCUCGCCCCACUGUCUUCACUGUUUGUUUAGUCUUUGACUGUUUACAUGCGGGGGUGUUAAGGACGAGACCAUGAAGGCAUGAGCACUAGAAUGACUGCCUUUUGUCAAUUCUUAAAGUUUCUUUUGUUUUCUUUUAGCAAUUUCUAUAUUGUACUGCUUCUGUUAUGUUUCUAAUUAUUAUAUUUUGUAAAAAAAGAAAAUAAUUAAAUUGAACAAAGGAAAUAUUAAAAAGGAUUGCUGCUUGUA